GAGUGUAUCUCAAAAAGCAAGAAAAGCCGAUAAAACCCGUUCGUUCAGACCAUACACAAGUUUAUAGUGACCCCGAUCCCGCGUGUUUCCCAAGCGAAGAGGACAGAUCGGAUUUACAGUACCAACUAGAAAGUCCAGUUCGACCGUCAGAGAUGUCACAGGAGCAUGACAACAAGCGGGCGGUGCUGGUGUUGCCAAAUGACCAGUCGUACAGACAGGGCCGCUCCUUCAACUCGGAGGACGAGGCCUGGAAGUCGUUCCUGGAGAACCCCCUGACGGCCGCCACCAAGGCCAUGAUGAGCAUCAACGGGGACGAGGACAGCGCCGCCGCACUGGGCCUGCUGUACGACUACUACAAGGUGCCCCGGGAGAAGAGGACAAUAGGACAGCAAAAGGCAGACAUCAUGGGCUCUGAUGUGGAUCCCAACAAAAGAAACCUGAUGACCAAUCUUCCUGAGACCUCCAUGGCCGUGCCGGAGAGCAAGAUCCAGCUGCUGAAGGGUGUGCCCCUCAACAUCGUGCUCCCGGGUAACCAGCUGGCCCCGGGGGACAGACGCGGUGCCGCCGCCCUCUUCCCCUCGCCAGACACCACUGUCACCGUGUCCAUCGCGGCCAUGCCCAGCUACCCACACACCAUCAAGACGGAGGGACACUCCGGCUUCUCGGUCACCAUCCCCAACAGCCAGUGCUCCGAGCCCGACAGCCACACGGUGGUGUUCGACCGCGCCCUCACCCACUCCCACAGCCAGUUCAGCCCCAACGCCCAGCCACGCACGCCCGACUCCACCUUCCCCGAGACCUUCAAAGACGGAACUCAAGAGGUGUUUGCCUUCCCUGGGGAGCUCCAGUUACGCAUGUCCUCCAUCGGUCAGGACGAGUACUCCACUUUUGACACCGUGUCAGGGAGCAACAACUUCGAGUACACACUGGAGGCCUCCAAGUCCAUCAGGCAGAAGUCGGGUGACGGCACCAUGACCUACCUCAACAAGGGCCAGUUCUACCCCAUCAGCCUGCGGGAGGUGGACAACGGCAAGAUGCUCCACCAGCACCCCAUCACCAAAGUCAGAAGUGUGGUGAUGGUGGUCUUUGGAGAGGACAAGUGCAGAGAUGACCAGCUGAAACACUGGAAGUACUGGCACUCCAGACAACACACGGCCAAGCAGAGGUGCAUCGACAUCGCCGACUACAAGGAGAGCUUCAACACCAUCAGCAACAUUGAGGAGAUCUCCUACAACGCCAUCUCCUUCACUUGGGAUAUCAACGAGGAGGCCAAGAUCUUCGUCUCGGUGAACUGCCUGAGCACGGACUUCUCGUCCCAGAAGGGUGUGAAGGGGCUUCCCCUCAACCUGCAGAUCGACACCUACAGCUACAACAACCGCAGCAACAAGCCCAUCCACCGCGCCUACUGCCAGAUCAAGGUCUUCUGCGACAAGGGCGCCGAGCGCAAGAUCCGCGACGAGGAGCGCAAGCAGUCGCGCCGGAAGGGGGGCAAGCCCGAUGUCAACCCCAACCUGGGCAGCUACCACGGUGGUGUGGAUGUGAAGGUGCCUCUGCUGCAUAAGCGUAGUGACAUCACGAUCUUCAAGAGCAUGAUGGACCUGGAGACGCAGCCGGUCCUCUUCAUCCCAGACAUCCACUUCUCCAACAUCCAGCGCCACCCGUUCUCUCCUGAAGACGAAGAUGGCACAGGGAUGAAGAGAUUACGAGAUUACGGCAACGAAGACGAGUUUGCCUCCCCCGCCAUCAAGAUGACCCGCAUGGACGAGCCAAAGAAAGUGUUGCUGUAUGUGCGUAAGGAGUCGGAGGAGGUGUUUGAUGCCCUGAUGCUGAAGACCCCCACCCUCAAAGGCCUGGUGGAGGCAAUCUCUGAGAAGUAUGACGUGCCUCUUGAAAAGAUGGGGAAAGUCUACAAGAAGUGCAAAAAGGGGAUCCUAGUGAACAUGGACGACAACAUCAUCAAGCACUACUCCAACGAAGACACCUUCCAGAUCGAGAUGGAGGAGGCCGGAGGGGCGGUCAAGCUCACCUUGACGGAAAUCUGACAACAAGGAAGGAUGCGUGUGUGUCUGUGUGUGUGUGUGAGUUUUUUAAAGGUGUUUCCCCAUCAGUGUCAAUCAGCUCGUUUACACACUUGUAAGAAAAGAAGAAAAGAAAAGUGUAUUCUUGGUUUGUCUUCUCUCUCUCCUCCACUGUUUGAGGAGCAUUGUGGCAAUCAGAAAUAUCUCUCUUGCUCCCUUUUUGUUUAUAAAGGAACUAAGCCAAUUUGUUUGAGCCUUUCUAAGGAGAGAUGAUACGAAUGAAUUGUCAGAGCUGAGAUGGGGAGGAAAUGUUAUUUUUUUACUAUGAAGAGAGAGGAUGUGAGAUGUUUGGAUAGCUUUUCUUUUGUAAACUCAUCUUUUUGCUGUUAUAAUUCUUUUGCGAUGUUUGGCAGACUGGCUGCCAGGCAAGGAGUGGUGGAAAUGCACUGCAUUUAGAAUAAGUCAGUCAGUUAGCCUUGAUAAGCCUGAAAGAUUAACUGCUAUUGUUCCCCUUUGAAAACCCAGAGCACUGAAGAGCUUUUGCCUUUUUACAAGAUAAUUGCCGGCAUAAAUUAGGUUGGAAAUAAGACAAACGCACACAGGUCAAGAUGUAAAUAGUGGAGACAAAAGGCCCCUUUCACCAGACUGUAUUACACACGCGCAGCAUGUGGCAGUAUUUAGCUUCAACUGUAAACUACGUACUUCUCAGUGUAUCUUAGGUUGCAGCUGUGUGCGUGCGUGCGUGCAUGCAUGUAGGACUCACCAAAAUCUUUACAUAAGCAUAUUGGGAGCGGAUGACCAACAUUAUAUUUCUUUUCAAAAGUAUUACGCCUAAAUUGGUACCCUCAGUACAUUUAUCCGUACAGCCAUACUGUAGGUCAUUUAGCUCUCUGUUGCAAGCCAUCUGAUUUGUUAGCACCAAGUGCAAUAAUGUGUUUGUGUGCAAAACAGAAUUCUCAAUUCUCACCAUAUCCAAAGCUAAGGAGUCGUUCUGAAAUGCUGAUAAUGUCUUCUAACCCCGCUCCAAUUCCUGUUUUUUUUGUAUAAAAGUACUUGGUCAGCUCAUGUGUAUAUAUUUAUUAAUAAUAAAUAGGAAAGGGUUUAUUUUACACGGUGUGUCAGAAAAUGUUUAUUGUCUAUGAGAUGUUGUUUGAUUUAUUAUUUGUGUUUUUUUGUAAUGUGACACAAUUCCUCGCUGUAUUUAUGCCAAGCUAUUUUUUAUAAUGUCCCUGGGUGUUUUGUCCUCUGGAAUAAAAAAGGACAUUUCUGUGAUGACUGUGUAUGUAUCAGCACCUGGGUUUCUCAACCACUUUUAAAUAAAUAAACAAAAAAUCAUCAGUA
This is a messenger RNA of Engraulis encrasicolus (European anchovy), 3359 nucleotides long. RefSeq names its product grainyhead-like transcription factor 1 (gene grhl1). Gene Ontology annotation, molecular function: RNA polymerase II cis-regulatory region sequence-specific DNA binding; DNA-binding transcription activator activity, RNA polymerase II-specific. Gene Ontology annotation, cellular component: nucleus. Lineage: Eukaryota; Metazoa; Chordata; Actinopteri; Clupeiformes; Engraulidae. The record is from RefSeq and is a predicted model, not a curated record. The transcript has 15 exons. Bases 153 to 2042 code for a protein of 629 amino acids. Gene Ontology annotation, biological process: regulation of transcription by RNA polymerase II.